AUGUCGUCAAAGGAAGUCAUUGACCCAAAAUUACUGAGGGCUCGAAGGAGUUCCAAAAGUCGCAAAAAAAGAAAGCAAAAUGAAAAGGCCGAGAACCCAAAAAGAAGAAGAUGUCGCAACUUUCGACAAACGGCAAAACUUCAGCAUGACGAAGCAGCUAAAGAGCCCGAUGCUUCAAAAUCUAAAGAAUCACAAACGGCAGAACGGUACCACAAACACGCGUUGCAUUUUUAUUCGAAAUGGAAGAAGGCAGAAGAAGGAAAUGUUCCUGUCCUGGAAGAAGGCACUUUAACAGAUUUACCGACAGUUAUUGGACGAGGGUGCUUCGGAGUUUGUAACGUAGCAAGAUACGGAGCGCGGCUAGUUGUUGUUAAAAAACAGCAAAACUACGCGUCAGGCAAGAACGAAGCGAGGAUAACCGCCAAGAUUAUACAUCCAAAUGUCGCUCGUCUUGUCGGCAUUGUGGAGCGUGAAAACAGAUGUGACAUCGUCACACCUUUCUACAAUGUAGAUGGCAAUCAGAAGAACUUGGCUGAUAUUUCAGCAGAAGGCGCGACAAUAAACUUCACGAACGUGCUUAGUGGACUGUGCAGCGGGAUAGAGUAUAUCCACGAAAAAGUCAAGAUUUUACACAAUGACAUAAAAAUAAACAAUGUUGUACUGGAUGGAAACAGUCUAGCCGAAGCAGAAGCAAUUUUAAUCGACUUUGGAAAAGCAAGAGAUCAAAUAAGCCCCAAGGUUUACGUUACGCCUGCUGAUACGCAACAAUUCAAGCAUCUUGCGCCCGAGCUUGGCCAAGUAAAUGGCAAGCAAAGCAAGAAGUCCGACGUGUUCUCUUUGGGGUUCUUAAUCAAAACCUUGAAAUACAAGUUUUCCGACUUUCCAUCGAUGUUUGUAAAAGUAUAUAGAUCCUGCCUGCGCACAAACGCAUCCCUAAGACCAUCAGCGAGCGAUUUGCGCGAGCAGCUGGUCAGAGGAAAGCAAGAGUAA
Molecule: messenger RNA, 990 nt
Organism: Pocillopora verrucosa
Lineage: Eukaryota; Metazoa; Cnidaria; Anthozoa; Scleractinia; Pocilloporidae
Source: RefSeq, a predicted model, not a curated record